Messenger RNA from Carassius auratus (goldfish), 2804 nucleotides. Its product is annotated as transcription cofactor vestigial-like protein 4. Gene Ontology annotation, biological process: negative regulation of DNA-templated transcription. Bases 272 to 1102 code for a protein of 276 amino acids. Gene Ontology annotation, molecular function: transcription coactivator binding. The transcript is spliced from 5 exons. The record is from RefSeq and is a predicted model, not a curated record. Lineage: Eukaryota; Metazoa; Chordata; Actinopteri; Cypriniformes; Cyprinidae.
AGGCUGCGUGUCAGUGCAGUAGUCGACUUACAGCGGGCUGUGAGGAGAACUGGUGCCACACUUUCGACCCUAAAAACAACUAUUUUCAUACACUAAAACUUCUUAAAAAAUCUUUAAACUCGUUCUAGAGUACUUCUACUCGCUAGGUACUCGAGGAGGUCGGGUUAAACUAGUUAUUUUCGCUCUAUUUGAAGUUAAAGGCUGGGCCUUUACUCGCGCUCCUGACGAGAGAAAAAGAGAAGCUGCUCUUUCUGCGAUUAAAAGUCCAUAAAUGCUUUUUACCAAAAUGGACCUGUUGAACUACCAGUACUUGGACAAAAUGAACAACAACAUCGGCAUCCUGUGCUACGAAGGUGAAGCUGCUCUCAGAGGAGAGUCCAGAAUGCCGGCCAUGUCUCUGUCCUCUACAGUCAGCAAUCACAGGACAGGUCCUCCUCCCAUCAGCCCCAGCAAGAGGAAGCACAGCGGGGACCAAGCAGACGACGACAUCGACUCUAACAACGAGCAUGUGGCCAAGAUGAGCCGGCUGUUUGCCACACAGUUAGGCAAGCCUGCCAAUGGGGACUACCGCAAGGACCCCCGGGAUCGCAGCCGCAGCCCCAUCGAGCGCAUGAGUCUGGUCGGGGGUCACCUGUACACCCACAUGCCCAGCCUGGCCAUGGACCAGCCCCUCGCACUGACCAAACACAUGGACACCAGCCGCUCGCUCAGCAUCUCUCCCACUGUGAGCCCCGUCGAGCGCCAGCAGAAUCGCCCCUCGGUGAUCACGUGUGCCCCAGCGAACAACCGUAACUGUAACCUCACACACUGCACCGUGUCUCACAACGGCUGCUCACCCGGCCUGACUCCAAGCUACCGCAGAGCCUCCAACUCGAACACGGCCUGCGACCCCGUCAUCGAGGAGCAUUUCCGCCGCAGCCUGGGCAAGAACUACAAGGAGCCCGAGCCGGUCACAAACUCUGUGUCCAUCACUGGCUCGGUGGAUGACCACUUCGCCAAGGCUCUGGGUGAGAAGUGGCUGCAGAUCAAGGCCAAAAGCCCAGACUCCUCCACCAACGGCCACAUGGUCAAUCACAAUCACUCCCCGUCCCUCGUGUCUUGAGAAGAGGACCAGCGACCCCCAUCCCGCUUCACUCUCAAACAUGCAUGACGUAUAGCUAUGUACAUAAGAACGCAAGACCAGGAGGUGCUCCUUUAACUCUGUUGUGCUUUUGAUUCUCUUUCUCUUGUUUGUAAGUAUGCUAGUAUACUUUUAGCUUGGCUGUUGCGUUAUGGGAUGCCCAUACAAUUUUUUAUUUUAUUUUUUUUGUUGAGAUAAUCGAACCAUUUGCCUCAGAUACCAAAGAAACCGCUGAUGCAAACCUUUGACCCAGAAGCCCUUCUCCCGUCGCACUCGGUCGUGUCCACUAGUAAGGGAAGGCCUGGACUGACUGUGCACUCUUGAUGGACGGUGUGAGUGUAGUGUUGAUGGGAUGUUCAGAAGAUGUUUGGCAGGACACCUGGUCAGGAGAGAGAACCUGUCUCUGUGUCUUGGGCUCUGGCUUCUCGACGGCGCUGACAGAUGUGGGCAUUCUUCUCGUUUCGGAUGGCACUGUGGUUUCAGUAGAGUAGACUAAAGGUUUAAGGGUAAACUAGUGCUUAUAAGUGCAUGUUUUUAAAAUAGCUGGUAUCUAUUAUUAUGUAGACAUUUCAGUCGUAAUACUUUUAGCCUUUUCUUCAGAUUUGAUUUUAUUUUUGUCAGUAACAGUCCUAGAUAAACUUACUGCUGGUACAGUUGUACUCCAUAUUAUUAUAUUCUGUUCACUCUUCAUUGUGGUAGCUGCCAGAUACAGAGGAGCAAUCCGCCUCCGGACAGGCCAUCUGUAUAUUAACGGUUGGUUUAGCUUGUUAUUAAUCCACACGUGCUGCAUGACUGAAACAAGAGCGUUCGCAGCUAUGGACAGACCAUCUGCUGGAAACCACGAGCUAGAUUCGUGUGCGCUUCUUCUUAAUUCUGCGUUCAGCUGUGGAAACGGUCCGCCUGUCCCGAAUCACAAACAUUCCUCCGAUAGGAACGGCGUGCAGGUCUUGUUCUAGCUAGAGACGCUCGUCCUAACAUUCCUUCGGCCCUGGAUUCAAACACUCGCGACUGCUCUACUGCGUGUGUUUCUCACACACACACACACACACACACACACUUCACUACCGCUUUACUGGGUAGGACACGCUCACUUUCUGGUUGUGUGUUACACGCUGUAGGUAAAUCACUUAAAACAAAAAAAAGUUUUUAUAUAGGAAACUAUAAGACCAUCAUUACGCUGUGCGUAACGAAUGUACAGAGAAAAAAAUCGUAGGUAUUUUUUGAGGAACAAUUAAUUUGUUAAUGAUAUGUAGCUAUUUAAUAUUUCCCUUAUUGUAAUCAUGCUUUUUUUUUUCUUUUUGAGAAAAAGUUGAUCUUUUUUGUUUGUAGGUUUGUCUGUUAAAGGUUAAAGUGCAGGAACACAGUUAUUGUAUGAAAACACUGCGUUAGUGUAACAGCCACUUGUGUAUUAUUUCUGAAGGCUACUGAGUCUGAACUGAGACGACUGAUCAAACGGACUCCAGAUCCAUCGCUCGAGUCCAGCAGACACUCUUUAUAUGUGAUGUGCGCUUCCAGGAGAACCACCACACAAACCAACACUUUCAAACACUUCAUGAUCUGUACAUCUGUAUUAUACCCUCCUUUCUUGGCCUUGUUUCUCCUUGGAAUUAAACAAACUUUUGGCAGGCCAUUGUUUUGUACUUUUAAGUAGCCUCAAUGAUCAAUAAAGUGCUCUUAAACCACA